CAAUCCACACCAAACGCCAUCUUGAAACUGUGGCACUGGUCACAGGAGAGGGAAACGUUGAGGAUACUGCACGCUUGGGAAAAUGAUGUACUGCCGUUCUUGUCUUUGAUACACUCAUGACUUGACAGCAGCGUGUUGUCAAAACUUAUUCGCUGUUGAUCUCAUGUGCGUUUCCCAACGACGUGUGUGAUAACAUUUUGGUUGCUCCAAAGCUGCAAUUGGAUACGAUUUUUACAGACACUGGUUGCCAGUUUUUACGGUGUGCACAACUAGCUCGUAAAAGCCAACUGACAGAACACAUUGCAAUCCAUUGGGAAGGGGAAUUACAAUGUUUCUGUUUGGAAUCGGAUUAUGCGCUAGCAUAACGUUAACUUUACAUUUUGGAAGGUGAAGACAGCGUCGUGAGUACCAAGAAAUUAGAUGUAUCAAAUAUAACGUUAGUCCGCGAAAUGUGGUGUAUUGAAACGUCUUUCUUAUCUAGCUAGCUGACGUUAGAUCAUUUACGAUAGCUAGAAAACGACGUGAUUUUAAACUACCUGAAGCUAGCUAAGAUUGAGGGUUAAUUAGAUAUGUUCCAUUAUAUUUUUGCUAAUUUGACUGCUUAGCAUUAUUACCCGGUUUCGUCUAACUAGGUAAAUUAACAAGAUUGAAUGUGAAGAAAAGUAACAAAUGUUAAACACUGGAAUAGUUGCCUAGUAUUAUUGCUAGCUACUAGUACUGUAAGGUGCUACGGAUAGUUAGACCAACCUGCAACAAGUCAGUCAUUAGCUAUGGUUUUAACCAUUUUGUAGCCUCUAGCUAGCUACACAAGUAUCACCUCUUCCACAUUUUUGGACAUAAUUCUUCAGGACCUUCAACUGUGUAACGUAGUAGCAAGCCUCUUGCCUGGCCAGUGGAUAUUUUGGAGUCUUCUCAACAAACACCUGUCAACUGGAAAGUCCGUGUUAAUACCACACUAUGUUGACAAUACUAGCUUGCAAACUAGCUGGCUAAGUUACAUUUUUCUUUUUUUGCACAGACCUUCACAACACACAGUGGAGGAGCAAACCUUUGCAGCUGUGUUGUUUAUUUCCCGGAAAUAAAAGGAUUGCAAUUGGAUUGAAAAUGGGAGCCGCUAGCGAGCUGGCGUUUGCUGUUUUUCUCAUCUCGUUUUCCUCAGGUGCAAUCCUGGGUCGCUCGGAGACACAGGAGUGCGUAUACUACAACUCUAGCUGGGAGAAGGAGCGAACCAACCGCAGUGGCAUCGAGCCUUGCUACGGAGACAAGGACAAGAGGCUCCACUGCUUCGCCACCUGGAAAAACACCUCGGGAACCAUCGAGAUCGUCAAGCAGGGCUGCUGGCUGGACGAUGUCAACUGCUAUGACAGUAGUGAAUGUGUGGAGACGAAAGAGAGUCCGGACGUCUUCUUCUGCUGCUGCGAAGGCAACAUGUGUAACGAGAAGUUCCUCUACAGCCCCGACACGCAGGCUGUCCAAAGUAAGUCAUCAUCAUCGACCUCCAACCCGUUUACCCAGAAGCCUCAGCUGUUCAACACCCUGCUGUACUCUCUGGUGCCCAUUAUGGGCAUCGCCGCCAUCGUCCUCUUCUCCUUCUGGAUGUACCGCCAUCACAAGCUGGCAUACCCGCCCGUCCUGGUGCCAACACAGCACGCCUUUCAUAUAAUGAUAGAGGACCCACUGGGGCCACACACCCCUCCCUCUCCCAUCAUGGGGCAGAAGCCAUUGCAGUUGAUCGAGAUCAAAGCCAGGGGGCGCUUCGGCUGUGUGUGGAAGGCUCAGCUCCUCAACGACUACGUGGCUGUCAAGGUCUUCCCCAUUCAGGACAAGCUGUCAUGGCAGAACGAGUAUGAGAUCUACAGCCUGACUGGGAUGAAACACGAGAACCUGCUCCACUUUAUCGGCGUGGAGAAGAGAGGCAACAACAUGGACAUAGACCUCUGGCUCAUAACAGCCUAUCACGACAACGGCUCUCUGACUGAUUACCUGAAGGCCAACGUGGUGUCGUGGAACGAGCUGUGCCAUAUCUCCCGGACCUUGGCCCGUGGCCUGGCCUAUCUCCACGAGGACAUCCCUGGGCUGAAGGACGGACACAAGCCCGCCGUCGCACACAGGGACAUGAAGAGCAAGAACGUGCUUCUGAAGAACAACCUGACAGCCUGCAUAGCGGACUUCGGCCUGGCCCUGAAGUUUGAAGCUGGGAAGUCAGCAGGAGACGCCCACGGCCAGGUGGGCACGAGGCGCUACAUGGCCCCUGAGGUGCUGGAGGGGGCCAUCAACUUCCAGAGAGACUCCUUCCUGAGGAUAGACAUGUAUGCCAUGGGGCUGGUGCUGUGGGAGCUGACCGCUCGCUGCACCGCUGCAGACGGUCCUGUGGAUGAGUACACACUGCCCUUCGAGGAGGAGGUCGGCCAGCACCCGUCUCUAGAGGACAUGCAGGAGGUGGUGGUCCACAAGAAGCUACGGCCCUGCCUCAGAGAGUGCUGGCAGAAACACAUAGGCCUGGUGAUGCUGUGUGAGACCAUCGAGGAGUGCUGGGAUCACGAGGCCGAGGCGAGGCUCUCGGCAGGCUGCGUGGAGGAACGCAUCAUCCAGAUGCAACGCCAGACCAACAUCAUUGCCCCCGAGGAGAUUGUCACCGUCGUCACCAUGGUGACCAACGUGGACUUCCCUCCCAAAGAGUCCAGCCUAUGAAUGGACGGACAUUGACUGGACGUGUCAAGUGGUGGACAUGGAGCAAUUUUGGUUAGAUGUUUUCAGGUAUACAUUGAUCAACCAGAGUGGCCCGUACAGGAUCAUGAACUCUGGAUGAUCCCGGGUUAAACUCUGACCCCUGACCCCCUCAGAUGGGCGUGGUGUGUUUUAGUGCUGUGCGCUACACUACUGUCAUUCAGGAAAUACCUGGCUGUGCCCACCAACACUGGUUUGGUUUCUACCCACUUCAUAGUAUCAUGAUGUGUUGGACUCAGUUGGACGGCCAUAGCGAGCCUCAAACUGUAAAGAAGAAUCCUCCAGAGGAACAACACUAGGUUGUAACGAACCCUGUGUGCUGGGCAAAAGGGAUAUUUUAUAUAUGAAGAAAACACUAGGACCUCCUAACAGACUUCUGUUCUAUUUUCUAAGAAAAAGAAGAGGAAGAGGAUGGACUCUACGAGACGAACUCUCACGGCUCAGUAAAGAAAAAAGGGCAACUUGUUUUAAAAUUCCUUUGCUGUUUUCUUUCUGUGUUUGUAUGAUAAUGACAAUUAUAAUGCCAAUAAGAAACAGCUUCUGAAUGUCACGUGUACUGCUGCUGUAUAUAAUAUCAAAACAAUGGUAAUCAAGGUUUAUUUUAGGGGGGGGAUCCAUUUCCAAGAAUUACUACUUCGAAAGCAAAACCAUAGACCUCCCUCAAGUCAACAAGGUAUACCUCAGUUCCAUCUUCAUUACAACACUACAACCAUAGAAAUGGAACUACUAUUGUUUCUAGUUCUGUUAAUUAUAUUUCUAUGAUUACUACAAUCUCUCUCUAAACUAUUCAGAUGACGUCAUUACUUUGGUAUUAUUCAACUGUAUACUGUACAGCUGUGGCAGGUGAAAAUAUAAUAAUUAUCACCACAGUUUUUAAAACUAGUCCGCCAAGAGAUUUUAUUUUUUUUGCAUUAUUUUGUCCCUUGCUGUUUUAAUUAGUUUUUAUUGGAAACAUUUUAAUCCUACAUUUUAAGAGUAUUUCAAUAACCACCUAAGUCAUUAAAAUUUUUAUUUUUUUUAACACUUCCUUAUUUUGGCUUGCUGUGUCAACUGAGUAUUUAAUGAUGUGAGCAUGCCUUUUGGUUAGCCUUUGAUAUUCUUUUUUAAAAAGCUCAGGAAGCUACUCUUCUGUCUCUCUUGACUUCCUAGUUAUUACCCAUCUUUAUCUCCCAGUCCCUAGCUACUUCUCGAGUCCCUUGCUACUUACCCCUCUGUCUCACCCUGUCCGUAGUUACUACCCUUAUGUCUCUCCCGAGUCCCUAGCUACUACCCUUCUCACUUCUGUCUCACCUGAGUCCCUAGCUACUACCCUUCUCACUUCUGUCUCACCUGAGUCCCUAGCUACUACCCUUCUCACUUCUGUCUCACCUGAGUUCCUAGCUACUACCCUUCUGUCUCUCCAGUUCCUAGCUACUACCCUUCUGUCUCUCCAGUUCCUAGCUACUACCCUUCUGUCUCACCUGAGUCCCUAGCUACUACCCUUCUGUCUCUCGCAGUUCCUAGCUACUACCCUUCUGUCUCUCCAGUUCCUAGCUACUACCCUUCUCACUUCUGUCUCACCUGAGUCCCUAGCUACUACCCUUCUCACUUCUGUCUCACCUGAGUCCCUAGCUACUACCCUUCUUGCUCUCGCAGUUCCUAGCUACUACCCUUCUCGCUCUCGCAGUUCCUAGCUACUACCCUUCUGUCUCUCCAGUCCCUAACUACUACCCUUCUGCUUUGAGACCCGGGUGACCUUUCACACUGACUAUCUCUUCCUGGUGUCAUCUUAACCAUAGCAUUAAAGACAUCUCUACUUCUAGCCUCUCGAGAUGAUAAACUCGGUUGAGCCUUUAAUCAGUGUGACAACAUUACUACUGUAGACCCACCCUGGGCAAAACUAGGGUGUCUCUCGUCGUCCUUCCGGGAUAUGAAUUGUGAAUGUGUUCUGUAUACCAUUUCUAGCUUGUCGUAUGAGCUCAGAUUUGUCUUCUGGGUGACAUUUGACACGGAUGAUGAUGAUGAUGAUGCGUUCAUCUUUGCAUUCUCUCUCUUCGCACCGAGUCAGUGUUUUAACUGGAGCUACAACAACGUUCAGGGAUUCAAUACUAUGCUUUUCAGUAAUUACCACAGUAUAUGCAACCCGUGCAGAAUGGUGCAAGGGCGUACAUACUUGCAAUCCUGCAGGAGCGACUUUCACACAACUGUAGCAUUUUUUUAAACAGUUAAUCUUGUCUAUUGAUCUUUUAGUUAUUUGCAGACCUGAGCUUUUGAGUAUUAGACAGGGAGCAGGUGGGCCGGUGCCAAAUCAAACGAUUAUUACUUUACCUCUAUCUGAAAGACAGUGGAACGGACUUAGGGAAGGCCCAACUGCAUUGCUAGAUUGUGUCUGUACUCUCGGGGGUAAAGGCUGCAGUUGGCCAGUGGUCUCGCAGCGGAUGUAGGCUCUAUCGCAAUUUGUCUUUCCUUGGUUCCUCACAUCCUGUCUCCUUGCCUAAUAUGGUUGAGGAGGAGGAGAGGGGAUGUGAGGAUUCAAGGACAUUUUAAUUGAGAAAGCCAUAGAAUGGUGGCCGUUACUGUGAAUCCCCCCCUCCCUCCCUACACACUGGAACCCUGUAGCGCUCAGCAAUACAACUAGCAAGCAAAGGUCAUUGGAGGUAGAGUGGAAGGGGCACCAGUUUCCAAGCAGUUAGCGGUGAACCAACAAUCAGAUAUAUAAUCACUACAGUACUACUGCAUUAUUUUGAUUGUCGUAUGUGCUUUUGAGAAAAUCCUCUGAUUUUCUGGUAUUUUGAGGGUAUAAUUUUGUUUACCUGAUUUUAUUUAUUUUUUUAAACCACAGCUACUUGUACAGAGCUGAUUUCACUGUACAGACGUUUUAAACCCCAAACCACACUACAAUCUUCUUAGUUGAUCAGACCUUGGCCUUUUUGUGAGUUGAUUUCUUUCAGAUAAACUUCAGAAAGCCCGAUAACAUUUGACUUCAGAUUGACUGGAAUAUUGAAAUGCACAUUAUGUAUAUAUACAUGCCAUUUUUAGAUUGUAGAUGAUGGAUAUAGCAUGAGGUUGUUUCUAUUGUUUUUAGAAUAUAUUACAAAGAAGCAAAAAGAUCCCUGAUGAAUUCAUUAUUCCAUAUUAAGAUAGAUUUUACCUGUUUAUUUUGUAUAUCUGUUUUUAAAUUGUAUCAAUUUAUGACCCAAAUGGCCCAAAACGGUCACUCUUCCUUCCCGUGAUGAGACUAAUUUCUUUCUAAGGUGGUCUAAUGAUAAAUUCCCUCAAAUGAAACCCUAUAUUGAUAGUUUUACCAUUUUCACACUACUGAGGUGAGUCGGACUGGGGUGGCCUGGUUAAGCAUCCACCAUAGUUGCUGAAAAUGACAAUGUGAUCGGAAAAUAUCAGAGCCAGCAAAUUAUGAUUUGGGUUGGCUCAGUAGUGUGAAACCGGUCAUUGUUUUAGCUCAGACCCCAGAUGUUACGCUACAGCAUUGAGAUACCAUUGCUACAAUAUUCCAGCAAUGUUGCAACAAUGUUAUCCCUUGUAUGUGACCAGCAGACAGUGUUUUCUGUAACACACUUCCUCUCAAAACAACACUAAAGCUAAACCUAGGUUAGCUUUGGUUCUGUAUUUGCUGAUAGUCAAACGGUGUGACUUUGGCACAAAUGACUGUUCUAGUGGACUUGCCAAUAAUUUUUAUGGUUUGCAAGUUAUUCAAUAAACUUUUUCAGAUGCCUGGUUGGAAGUGGAUGUUAAAUAUUGUACAGAGAAAUUGUAUGCUAUUGUCCCUAAAAUAAAGUAUAGUGACUGCUCA
Messenger RNA from Salvelinus fontinalis (brook trout), 6514 nucleotides. RefSeq names its product activin receptor type-2A. The record is from RefSeq and is a predicted model, not a curated record. The coding region runs from base 1105 to 2691 and encodes 528 amino acids. Gene Ontology annotation, molecular function: metal ion binding; ATP binding; activin receptor activity. Gene Ontology annotation, biological process: protein phosphorylation; activin receptor signaling pathway; cellular response to growth factor stimulus. The transcript is spliced from 12 exons. Lineage: Eukaryota; Metazoa; Chordata; Actinopteri; Salmoniformes; Salmonidae. Gene Ontology annotation, cellular component: activin receptor complex; plasma membrane.